AUGUCUGCAGUGGUGGAGGUUUGGAUGAGCGAGUUGGCAAAGCUGAAAGACAAGGGAAAACAAGGAGAAGGUGAUGAUGAGGUUGAAAAACAACAGCAAGUGUUGAAAGAAGCAAGAAAAGAGAGCAGCAGAAUGGCUCAGAUUCAGAGGGACUUGGAUUCCUCUAGGCUUUCAGAGGCCACAGACCUUUGCUCGCUUCUCGGGCCGUGA
Messenger RNA from Prunus armeniaca (apricot), 210 nucleotides. NCBI's taxonomy places the organism in Eukaryota, Viridiplantae, Streptophyta, Magnoliopsida, Rosales, Rosaceae. The record is from the annotation of a GenBank genome assembly.